Molecule: messenger RNA, 1739 nt
Organism: Paramecium primaurelia
Lineage: Eukaryota; Ciliophora; Oligohymenophorea; Peniculida; Parameciidae
Source: the annotation of a GenBank genome assembly
AUGCUCAUAAUUCUUUAACUUUUGGUUUAUAUAGUCUAAUCUGAACUUAUUUAGAUUCUAACCAAACAAGAAGCAAUCUUAGAUGUCAUUAGUACAUCUGGAGUAAUCUUAGAAUAAUAAUUGACUGAUUCUUAAUUAUGUCAUAUCGUUCCAUAAUAAUUAGUGGCCCAUGAUAUAGAUGAUAAUUCAAUAACCUUAAUUGAUAGUUAUAAAGAUGAAAUAUUUAGUUAGAAUUUUGAAAUAGGAUCUUUUAUAGGGAAAAUAGGAAAAAUUAUAAAAUUUGUAUAAAUCACUAAUGGUGUACUGGUCUUACAAGAUGAUGGUUACAUAAAAUAUUUAAAUUAUCAAAAUAACUCAUUUCAAUUGAAAUCUAACUUUAAAUUAGAAAUAGAGAAAUUUGCAUUAGAAGGUAAAGUAUUUUUGGAAUAUUUCUAUUAUCAAUCAUAAGUGUUAUUAAUAGCUAAUACUUAAACUAUAGCAUUAGAUUUAAUUUAUGAUGAAGAUGAUCUGUAUAUUAAGUAAUAUAAAAUUUAUGAGUAAUGGUAAAUCUCACAUAUUAAUAGCAUUGCUACAGUUGGUAAUAUAAUGAUUGUGGCAAUGGAUACUGGUAUAAAAAUGUUUGAAUUUAAAGAUCAUAUGUUAAAUGAAAUAUUGAUAGAAAUCAAAUAAAUUAAUCGUAUAUCUGAUAUUAAGAUAUUUAAUAAAAAGAAUAAUGAACUAUAUUACAUUUAUUUAUUAGAUAAAAUUUAAGGACUUAAUCAAUAUAUAUUUAAUACAGUGACAUAAGAACUUUAACAUAACACUAAAUUAGGUAUUAUUCCAUAUCCAGGAGAAAUCCUAGAUAUAUAUAAUGAUAUCUUAAUGAUAGUGAAGGAUGAAUAUUUAUAUGAAAUACAUAUAGAUUAUAAUAAAAAUUAAUUUACACUUAUUAAAUAGCAUUAUUUGGAAACAGAAAUAAUUGAUAUAGAAUUGACUGAAUAAUUUGUAAUUGUAAUUGGUAGAAAUGGUCAUUAAAUAAUAUUUCAUUCAAUUCCAUCAACAUAUUCUUAAUUUGAAUGGAUGAAUCAAUUAGUAAUACCUAAUUUAAAAUAAUUAUCCAUAUUAUCAUUAAAUUUAGAUUCAUAAAACUCAAAACAAAAAUUAAAAACAACUUCCUCUCAUAAUAUUAUUAUUGGAAUUACAUAACAUAAAUUCUUUUAUUCAAAAAUAGAAUUAGUAUAUAUUUUUAAUAUUUUAAUUAGGAAUAAUCUUUUAUAUAAUGCUACUCAGAUGAAAUCACUUCUGAAAUUUAAUUGAAUUAUUCACAUAAGGCUACAAGAUGUAAAACUAAUUUGAAAAAGAAAGAAUGUGAUCUAUUAAAAACUUAUACAAUCUAAUUUGUAGAUCCUAAAGAGUUUGGAGGUAAUAAACAAACAUAUUUUUUAAUUAUAUUAUUAAAUUUAGCAAUAUUGUUACUAUUUAUUUUAUUUAUUGGAUCUUUAAUAUAUCUCUAUAAUAAAUACUAAAUUGAACCCUAAGGAAAAUACGUUUAAUAAAUGCCUGAUGUAACAUCAUAAAAUUGUAAAACUGAUCAUAGCAAUUUUUAAGUUGCAUAAUCAAGCAAAUUAGUGCCUAAUUCUAGAGAUGAUCAAACACCAAUUUCUGAAUAGAGAGAUUAAGUGAAUUAAUAACUUCGUAGUAAUAGACCAGUAACACAAGAAAAUGUUGAUUAAUCUCCUGGACCAUUUGAAAUCAGUUGA